AUGGAGCCUGGUUCCGACCUGCAGCGGUUCCUGCAGCCGCUCCAGGUCAACAGCCAAAAGAUUCACGCACUGUCCCGCCUCUUUCAUGCCAAUUUCAAGCACCUCGCUCUCAACGCCGAUGACCAAUUCCUUGCGACGCCCAUUUCCGAGUCCAUUCUGAGACCCGUCAGCCAGCGCGGCCAUGGAAGCGGCGGCACGAACCUAAGAGUAGGCUUCGUCGAACUUCAAGGCAAAGACACAGCAAAUCCUGACGAUGCAUCCUUCGCAAUCAUCCCCCAAACCAACGGCACCUCCUCCCUCGCACCGGCCCUCCGCCUCAAGGAGAAGGCAUGGCCCAUAGACGACCGCCUCAAGACCGACAGCGAGGCCGAUCCCCAGCUUCUCUUCGACUGGAUUGGCGCCUGCAUUGCCUCGGUCGUCCGCUCUGCCUGUGAGGAAUGGCAGCUCCCGGCCGACGAGGAGCUUCCCUUGGGCAUCACCUUCAGCUUCCCCAUGGUCCAACAGUCCAUUUCCGACGCCACUGUCAUGACCAUGGGCAAAGGUUUCAGUAUCAGAGGCGACGCCGAACUGGGUCCGUUGCUGCUCAGAGGGUACGAAAAGUCCCGAGCAAUCGAUGACAAUGGCGCCCGCCGGCUUCCUCCCAUCCGCAUCGCAGCCAUAUCUAACGACUCCGUUUCCACCCUCAUCUCCUUCAUCUAUCUCUUCAACGAGUCCCAGUCCAGAAAGGCCAGCAUGGGUCUCAUUGUCGGCACCGGGUGUAACGCCACGAUUCCUCUAAGACUCACCGCCAUGGGCUCCAACAAGUGGCCUACCAACGUGAGCACUCUUCCAGGAGAAUCCGCCCGUCUCGCUCGCAUCGCUGUCAAUACGGAAUGGAGUAUCCGCGGCACCGCCCCUCCCUUGCGCGAGCUGCACCUCGUCACCCCGUGGGAUUCCGCCCUCGACACCGCGCUCGUGGGCCCCAACGAGAUCGCCGGGUUCCAGCCGCUCGAGUACAUGACAGCCGGCCGCUACCUCGGAGAGCUCGGCCGUCUCAUACUCGUGGACUACCUAAAGACCGAGCUCGGUCUCGACGAGUUAUCCUUACCGAAAGAUCUGCUGGUGCGAUAUGGGCUGACGACGACGUUCCUCAGCCACUUCAAGCCCUCUGACCCGUCAGAUCCUUCAACAUUGCUUACCCAGUUGGAAACAGAGUUCCCGACAGAGAAGGGGGCCUCCUUCCAGUGGACCCUCGAGACAGCCGUCGCUCUCUACCACAUCGCAAAGGCCAUACAGAUCCGCGCCGCGGGCAUCGUCGCAGCCGCCACCGUGGCCCUCCUCAAACUGGCAGAGGACAUCCCUGAGCAGAUCCCAGCCGGUGAUGCCACGCCCGUCAAGGAGCUGGGCGUCGGCUACACCGGCGGCUGCAUCUCGCACUUCCAGGACUACCUCGCUGAUACCCAAGACUUUCUGGAUAAGAUUGUGAAGCUGGACUACAAAGACCAGACACCGCCGAUUCGGGUUGUGCUGAGCCCCUGCCACGACGGCGGGAUCAAAGGCGCAGGCAUCCUUGCGGCGGCGACAGGGGUAAGUCAGACGCAGGAGACAUGGAAAUGA
This is a messenger RNA of Colletotrichum spaethianum, 1596 nucleotides long. RefSeq names its product hexokinase-1. Gene Ontology annotation, biological process: glucose 6-phosphate metabolic process; intracellular glucose homeostasis; glycolytic process. Gene Ontology annotation, cellular component: mitochondrion; cytosol. Bases 1 to 1596 code for a protein of 531 amino acids. The record is from RefSeq and is a predicted model, not a curated record. The transcript is spliced from 2 exons. Gene Ontology annotation, molecular function: glucokinase activity; fructokinase activity; D-glucose binding. Lineage: Eukaryota; Fungi; Ascomycota; Sordariomycetes; Glomerellales; Glomerellaceae.